AUGGCUCAAGAUGAUGCCCCCCCAUUUGAAGACAAUUCAAGUCAACGGACGGAUUACAUCUCGACAGAAUACCUUGGGAUAUUCUGUUGGUUGGCUGUUAUUGUUGCUGCCAUUGGGUACUAUUUAUGGACCAAUAAAUUAAAACCUGCAAUCAGCAAUCGUCAAAAGAUUCAAUAUCACCAGAAUAAGGCAGCCAAUGCAAAAAAAAAUGACUCAUCUGAAGCAUUGGCCAGAAAUGAAAAAAUGCUUGCUGCCCGAGCAAAGUUGCAGGAAGACUAUAAUCUUAAUGUGCAAUCAUACAUUGAAAAAAGGAAACAGCAAGAUGAAAUCAAACGCCAAAAUGAUAUUUUAAAACUUGAAAGUAAAUUACUCGGUAAUGGUCGAAGAUUACAUGACCCUGAUUCAAAGGAUAAACCUGAUAAUUCUAAAGCUCAAAACAAACGUAAUGCUAAUAAAACAUCUUGGAGAGAUAAUUAUAAUCCUUUAACUGGAGGUGGAGCAAUGUCUUCAUACCGGCCCAGUCGCCGUUCAGGU
Trichoplax adhaerens is the source of this 534-nucleotide messenger RNA. RefSeq lists its product as hypothetical. Lineage: Eukaryota; Metazoa; Placozoa; Uniplacotomia; Trichoplacea; Trichoplacidae. The transcript has 6 exons. The annotation marks the transcript as partial. Gene Ontology annotation, cellular component: Derlin-1 retrotranslocation complex; endoplasmic reticulum membrane; Derlin-1-VIMP complex. The record is from RefSeq and is a predicted model, not a curated record. Gene Ontology annotation, biological process: endoplasmic reticulum unfolded protein response; retrograde protein transport, ER to cytosol.